UUAUACUUAGUGAUAAUCGUAUACUUACCUAUAAUGCCGACAUAUAGUUAAACUUUAUUUAAAAUGUAGUAAUUCAUUCAUCAUUAUUCAACUGGAAAACUCCAGUCAGUUUUUCUACAUAAUCAUGUAUCAACGUGUUUUUAAUAUACUGUUAGUUAACUUUAUUACUUAUCUUAUAUUUAGUAUUGCAGCUGUCUGCCAUGUUUCUGCACCAUCUACUCGGCAGUAUUUGUUUGACUUUACAAAAACCGAUGAUGUGGAUAAUUGGCAAGAACAAUCCGAUACGGUACGGAGUGUAGGGAUGUCAAAAGCGGUUUUUGUGAUCCAUCGGAAUACAGAAUUUAGAAGAGCCAUAUUUUUCGCAUUGUUGAAUCCGCAACCCAACGGCGCUGGCUUUGCUGGGAUACGCGCACUUGGGAUGUACAAUUUGACUGGCUGCACAAAACUGCAAUUGUAUUGCCGUUCUCAAGGACAAUUUAAUGGUUUCAAAGUAGUUCUUAGACAUAAAGGAUUGAACGAUGAACCUAAUUAUUCCUUCGAACAAUACUUUCAGGCACCAAAAGACGAGUUUGCAAUACGCGAAUUGCCUUUUUCGGAAUUCAAAGCUUAUUAUAGAGGAAAACGCGUGAUUAAUAACGAAACAUUGGAUAUAUCUCAAGUAACCAGUAUUGGUAUUCAAAUGUACGGUGGAGUUUAUCAACCAAUAAAGCAAAAAGGCCCAGCUACUUUGGAACUGGACUGGAUAAGAGCGGAAUAACUUUUAAUCAAUCAAUUUAAAAUUAAAUUCGAAAAUAUA
Bicyclus anynana (squinting bush brown) is the source of this 796-nucleotide messenger RNA. RefSeq lists its product as uncharacterized. The transcript is spliced from 3 exons. Bases 125 to 757 code for a protein of 210 amino acids. The record is from RefSeq and is a predicted model, not a curated record. Gene Ontology annotation, biological process: NADH dehydrogenase complex assembly. NCBI's taxonomy places the organism in Eukaryota, Metazoa, Arthropoda, Insecta, Lepidoptera, Nymphalidae.